AUGCCUGACGACGACGCGUACCGCAAGCAAGUUCAAGGAAAAGUCCAAGACCUGGUCUCUGAACGUCACGACAAAAGUGGUGCAAAACUGGUCAUCGAAGCUGUGGUUGAGGGUGUGAAGUUGUAUCGAAGCUACAAAGAAGAGAAGGCAGCAGAAGAGAAGGGGAAGGGGAAAGAAGAAGGGAAGCACAGGAGACAUAGGAAGGGAGGCGGAGGGCAGACGCUCCAUCGCCUGGAGCCGGAGAUCGGCCAGGAAGUGGCGGCAGCGGUUAUCAAACAUCAUGGGAAGAUUUGGCUCCUGAGCCUCGUCCCCGAUCGCGAUCUCGUGGACGCAAGGAAGCACACCAUACAGAACGUAAAAGAUCUCGUACACCCCAUCGAUCUCAUCGUCGAAAGUCUGGCGGGCACCGGAGCUCACAUCAGCGUGACCGCUCACGUACCAAACAACCGGAUCAUCGUCCAGGUCGCAUAG
Alternaria metachromatica is the source of this 471-nucleotide messenger RNA. RefSeq lists its product as uncharacterized. NCBI's taxonomy places the organism in Eukaryota, Fungi, Ascomycota, Dothideomycetes, Pleosporales, Pleosporaceae. The record is from RefSeq and is a predicted model, not a curated record. The transcript has 2 exons. The coding region runs from base 1 to 471 and encodes 156 amino acids.